AUGAACUACGAUCCAUAUACUGACGAAGAUCCCGAGUAUCGCAAUACUCCCUUAGCUUCUCCAAUUCCUCGUCCUACACGCGAAACAUGUCCUCCUUUACAGUCCCACCAACAUAGAUCAGAUCCAUAUCAACAAAAUUAUCCUGGUCAUAAUAGUUAUCAUUCUGCAUCUCAGAUUUCUUCUACUCAUUCUAUGCAUAUGGAUACUUCUCCAAAUGACCUUUCAAAUCGACAAAUUGCACCUCAAAUCGAGAUUCAAAAACAAAGUGCUAAUUUUUUGUCUUGCGGAAUUCCUUAUGAAGAAGGAAAAUCUAUUAAUGGUCUAAAAAUUGUAGUAGGACCUAUUAUUGAACCAGAUUAUAACCAAUUUUGUAAUAAGGAUGUCGUGCAGUUACUUAUCGAUAAAAAGAAAGAACUUAAGAAUAUUCCAUAUGAAAAAUUUACGUCCGCUCGUGGAAAAUCUAAUCUUUAUGAAAAAGUUGGUCAAUCGAUUUUCAUGAAUCGUUCCGCUUCUAAAUUAGCAUGUUUAGAUGCAUUGGUCAAUUUUACUGGUGUAAAAAGAUAUGAUCCAGUAAAAGAUUUGGCUUACGGUUGGGGCAUUACUUUGACUGGUGAUCAAGAUUACGAUUUAGAUAGAUUCAGACAAGAUACUAUGGUUCGUGAAUGUUUUAAACCUUGUUAUGGUGCGGAUGGUACAGGUAAUCUUUAUAAGGAGGAAAAUAUUCGACAUUUUGCAAAUGAAGUUAUUAAGGGAACUAAAAAUGAAGGUGCUGACUUUGUUACUGCUGAUGGGGAACAUCAUUUAAAACAACUUAUAUUAUGUCAGAUAAUCGCAAUGUUUAUGACCUUAAAAAAGAAUGGUGAUUUCGUUUUAAAAUUAUUUGACGUUUUCACUCCUUUUACUGCUGGGAUGGUAUGGAUCUUAUAUCGCCAUUUUGAAAAAAUAUGUAUUAUUAAGCCCCUACCAAGUCGACCUGCAAAUUCUGAACGAUACAUAAUUUGUCGUAAUUUACGGGAACGUAAUCCUCAAAUUGUUAAUUUUCUCUUUGAAGUUAACAAAAAGUUUAAUGAAAUAAAAUCUUCCUCUGGAGGAUCACAAGACGUCAAUGAAGUUGUAGAUUUUAAUGAAAUGAGUAAUGACGAAGAUUUUAUCGAUUAUUUAAAAAUGAGCAAUAUGAAAAUUGCAAUUAAACAGUCUGAGGCUCUUGAUGAGUUAUUAAAAUAUAAUUCUAAUCCGGAAUUAAGAUCACCUGAUCAAGAAGAAUAUCGAAGACUUUGUUUUUUGGAAUGGGGUUUGCCAAUUGAAGAGUAA
Molecule: messenger RNA, 1311 nt
Organism: Dentiscutata erythropus
Lineage: Eukaryota; Fungi; Glomeromycota; Glomeromycetes; Diversisporales; Gigasporaceae
Source: the annotation of a GenBank genome assembly